Molecule: messenger RNA, 1422 nt
Organism: Dryobates pubescens (Downy woodpecker)
Lineage: Eukaryota; Metazoa; Chordata; Aves; Piciformes; Picidae
Gene: KTI12
Product: KTI12 chromatin associated homolog
Exons: 1
Coding region: 67-789 (240 amino acids)
Source: RefSeq, a predicted model, not a curated record
GCCUGCCCCGAGCGGAAGCAGUCGCCGUGUCCGUCCGGGUCGGAACGGCGGCGGGGCGGACGGGGCAUGCCGCUGGUGGUGUUGUGCGGGCGGCCGGGCAGCGGGAAGAGCCGGCGGGCCGCGGAGCUGCAGGAGGCUCUGGGCGGGCCCGAGAGGCAGGCGCAUGUCGUGGCCGAGGCGGAGGGCGGCCGGUCUGCGCUGCGGGCCGAGGUGGAGCGGCUGCUUAGCCGGCGGGACGUGGUGAUCGUGGACGCGGGUAACGAGCUGCGGAGCAUCCGCUACGAGCUGUACUGCGCGGCGCGGCAGGCGGGCACGGCGCGCUGCCUCCUGCACUGCGCCGGCGGCGCGGGCCGCCCCGACGAGCCGCCCUUCGAGGCUCCCGACCCGGGCAACCGCUGGGACCGGCCGCUCUUCACCGUGCACGGCGAGGAGCCGCUGCCGCUGGCCGACAUCCGCGCCGCCCUCUUCGAGAGCGCCCCGCCGCCGCCGCACCGCGCCACCCGCACCCAGCCCCUGCAGUCCUGCAGCUUCCUUCACCACCUCGACCGCGUCACCCAGGAGGUGCUGGCUGCCGUCAUGGCCGCCCAGAGGAGCGGGGCGCAGCCCGGGGAGCUGGUCCGCGUCCCCGGCGUCGCAGAAGGGCUGGUGCUGAACCGGCCCGUGAGCAUGGCUGAGCUGAGCCGUCUGCGGAGGCAGUUCAUCAGCUACACCAAGAUGCAGCCCAGUGACGAAAACUUGCCCCAGCUGGCCAGCAUGUUCCUGCAGUACCUGAGCCGCAGCAUCCAGUGAGCCCUGUCACCUGUGGUGCACACGGCAGUGGCCACGAUUUGGUCCCAAAGUACUUGCAACAGGAGGAACACGCCUUCCAGCCACGGACCUGGCAGAGCUCGGGGCCAGCAGAUCACAUAUUGGAUCAUGUGGCAGCAGCAGCUCUGAGAGGAUGGAUGCUGUGUCCUUGCAACAGCUGUGCAAGCUAUAUUGCUAAGAGGAUCUACUGGGAUGCUGUUGUCCCACCUCCCCAGUUGCAUCCUUUGAAAGGAAGAGUUACUGUUUCAUCCCCAAGCAAGUGAAGUCUCCUAUGGAGACAUAAACCACAGUAAGCAAACAGUGUCUGAGCAUGAAAACCUGAAAGGAAAACCUUUCCCUUCCGUGUUGGCAUGUGUAUGUCUUGAAUAAGAAGAUUGCUUUUCCAAGAUUGUCUCCAGAUUAUGUCAAGCUGCAGAAGAAACUUCAAGUCCAGAACUGCACCAGGCUGUGUUUUUAGGGUGUGACUGUUUCAUAAAACCCUGCUGAACACAAGAGAUAGAUUUGCAAGCUCUGCACAAACAGAAAGGUGCUGGCUUGGCAAACUCAAACCUCUGUUUCAGGUUUAACAAUAAAAUGUGUGCCUUAAAUGGAGGCUAUGUCUUUUCUGUGCAAGGU